This is a messenger RNA of Rhododendron vialii, 895 nucleotides long. RefSeq lists its product as uncharacterized. The transcript has 2 exons. The record is from RefSeq and is a predicted model, not a curated record. Bases 68 to 718 code for a protein of 216 amino acids. Lineage: Eukaryota; Viridiplantae; Streptophyta; Magnoliopsida; Ericales; Ericaceae.
CCGCCACUUCGCCGGUCGCCAGAUCCAUCACGCCGACAGCGUCAAGAACCUCGGGGUAGCCUUCGGGAUGCUUCAGGGAAGCAUUCUUCCAAGGGAUGCCCGGGCUGUAACUGGCUUGACCGAGGACAUCACGGUCGAGAUAGCUCAGGCCCUUUUCAAUGCGGGAGCUCGGGCAUUGGCUAUCAAUGACCGGUGCAAGGCGCAGGAGAAGGAGACCGAGAAGCUGAAUCGGGAGUUAGCCCGGAAGGAAGAAGACCUCAAGCUGGCUCGGGAGACUUGCGAGCUCUACCUGGCAAACUUUCAAAGGUGUGACAGGGAGAGGGUGCAGGCAGAGGGCAGGGCCGCCAAGGCCGAGGAGGAUGCCAGCACCUUGCGAGUCACCCGGGCCACAGAGGUUGACUUCGCGAGGAAAGGAGGCUACGAUGAAGGUUGGGACGCAGCCGGAGUAGAAUAUAAGAAGCAGGUUCGGGAGAUCGAGGCCGAGCUGCAUCGGGACCAUUUCUUGGACGGUCUUCGGUAUGGCCAUGAAGCUUUGGUGAGGAGGCUUAACCUCCCUGAAGACUCCGAUCUCCGAACACUUCCCGAGGUGCCUCCCGAAGAGCUUGUUCUGCCAGUGGAAGAGGAGGUGGUGGAGCCUGAGGACCAAAACCCCGGGAACCAAGCUGAUCCCAAUGCCCCUGCGCCCGAGCACCAGCUCGACCUCAACGCUCCUGCUUAGGAUAGUGUCCUUUCCCCUUAUUUUUUGAAAUUUCAUGUCUUUUGUUUCUGUAGCUUUGACUGGACGGCUCCGGACAUUUGGAGUUUGCCGUUCCAGGGCUUGUAAAUAUUUGAUACCGAAGCUGUACCUUUUUGUUUAUGAUUUGGCGCUUAGAACUUGCGAUGCCUUGUGAAUGAA